AUGGCUUUCAUUAAUGAUCUGGAGAUUGCAAAGUUGCAGGAUACUCUGACAACAAGGAAAGCUGCACAUGAGAUUAUCGAAAAUUUUUUGCCGAUGCUGCGUAAUUCCUUUAGCAACAUCCCACACUCUGAUGCAUACAACAGGCGUGCAGGUCGUGUUGCAGCCAGUCUACUCCCAGAGGGAUUUGAAUGUUGGACUCCACUGUCUUGUAGGGCUGACGGAAACUGUCUUUCAUUCUGCUUCAAUACUCUUAAUCGGGAAUGAAAGUUUAUCUGGUAUUUUGCGUUUGUUGACCGUUGCUGAACUGUUCGCUCAUUCCAAUUUUUGCGCUGAUCAUUGGCAAAUAAUUCCAUUUUCACAAGCUUCUGGUUAUUCAAAAGGAGCGAUUUUUAAUAUCCUUCUAAGUUGAUGAUUUAGCAGCAGAAGCGUACGCUGGAAAUUUAAAUAAUGCGUCACGUGCCAUCGAAGUUCUGGCUAAAGAAACUGCAAAACCAUAUGUGUUUUCCAGUCAGUUUCACAUCUUUGCACUUGCAUCUGUAAUUGGUCGACCAAUAUUUUCUGUAUAUCCAGACAUUCCUGACAGCAUCGCAAUUGAGAAGGCCUUGCAUGGUGUAUGUAAUCCAAGACAACGUUUUCAGGAAGAUGACUCUCUCGGCACAGGGGAUCCAGUUCACAUCAUGUGGACAAGGGUAACACAUUCCCAAUUACAAGGCUGGAGACCAAAUCACUUCACACCCAUAGUACCUUUUUCGACGUAUACAGACAGCUCAAGCUUUGCCAAAGUCGUUAAAAUUGGAACGAAACGGAUGCAACAUUUCGCAUUCGCGAAAGGCGACAAAAGCCAACGAGAACCAACUGAGAAGAAACAACUUAAAGUUUCAAUGAAAACGUUUCGUAAUGAACAGCUGCAAUACCCAAUAAGUUACAAUAAGCAGCAGCAGCAAUCUACAAUUCCUAAUAAACUGCAGCAGCAACCACCAGCAGCAAAACAACAGCAGCAGCAGCAAAAACAACAACAGCAAGAGCAGCAGCAGCAGCAACAACAACAACAUCACCACCAACAACAACAACAGCAGGCAACAUUUUCUAAUAAACAACGGCAAGAUUUAUCAAUUCGUAGUGAACUGCAGCAACCAGGAUCCAUUUCUAAUGAACAGCAGCAACAGCCAACUUUAUCUAACGAAAAGCAUCAAGAGACAACAGUGUCCGCAUCAACCAUUAAAAUCUUCCAACAAACAGAGGGGAACGUUCACAAUAAAAGACAAUCCAUCUGAUAAAUUUAGCGUGUUUUCAAGGCCAAACCAAAUGAAAAAGAAACGGAAUCCAAAAAAACGAUCAUUACCUGCAAACAAUGAAUCAACAACAAGAAAAUAUCGUCUUUCUUUAACACGAAAAGUAAUGACGUGAUCAUUGAACGUAUGCGUACAACUGCAGCAACAAAAUCCACUAACAAGAAGGUUGAACUCUUCCCGUUAUUGGGACCAGGUAUUGAGUGGUACAGGAAAAAGGAGUGAUCGCUGUUAAGAACAUUUCAAGAUCUGAAAUACAAUUAGACAGUGCCUCUAAUGAAAAACAUUUGAAAUAUGUUGCGUUAGGUUCGGUGACAGGAAAACUAAAAGAAAAUAUAGACAAACUUUUACAAAAACUUAGUGAUGCAGGGUCUGAAAAGCAGCAGCAACAACAUUUAGAGGCAAUGAUCACAUUAGCGAAUUUUAUAAUUGAGGAUGGUCCGAUGGUUGAAACCCAACAUCUUGCAGCUAAAUACAAAGCUAUCAAAGAAAGUGCUGCAAAGCGCAUUAGCUCUAAACACUUAAACGUUGCCCAAAUAUACAUCAAUGGUAAAGCCUAUAUUUUGGAAAAUCCCGGCAAAGAAAUGCUUGAUCUUUUAGCAUGCAUCAAGAACAUUAACAACAUUGAUGAUGUGCGGAGCAUAAUAAAGGCAAAAGUAGAUGAAGUCAUUGGUGAUGAUGAUAGGGUCAUAUGCAAAUAUCUGGACACCAAACGUGACAGAGAUACUUUAAAAGCCAUUCUUACAAAACUAACAAGUUCGACAUUUAUGGCUAAGUUGGCAAAUGUGCAAGAUAAACAUAGUUUCCAGCAUGCAAAAGAUCAAGUUAGUAUGAACAUCCAACUUUUUAAAGGAAUGAAGAAUGAGGUUGAUGAGUGUCGAUUUAGUUGGCGAAGCCGGAAGAGAGAAGAAGUAUCGACUUUCGAAGGAAGAGGAAGAAUGCUAAAAUGUGAAAAGUUUCCAGAUUUGGCAGCCAUUAUGGAGUAUUCAUUUGGUGAAUCGGAUCACAUCAAAACAGGUGGCGGUGGCUUGGAAAGUCAUCCCAGACUGACACCAUUUUAUAUCGUGCUGCAGACAGCAAUACGAUCAUGCGAGAUGCACGAGAAACUAUUUUGGCAUUGGCACCAAAGGAAUUUAACAUUAGCCUAUCUUCCUGUUUUAAUUACACACAAAAUUAUAAAGAAGGCACAUAUCAAGCAAAACGUCAUCACUCCGGAAAAGGGAUAA
This is a messenger RNA of Paramuricea clavata, 2515 nucleotides long. The record is from the annotation of a GenBank genome assembly. NCBI's taxonomy places the organism in Eukaryota, Metazoa, Cnidaria, Anthozoa, Malacalcyonacea, Plexauridae.